Neohortaea acidophila is the source of this 762-nucleotide messenger RNA. Its product is annotated as ribosomal protein S5 domain 2-type protein. Lineage: Eukaryota; Fungi; Ascomycota; Dothideomycetes; Mycosphaerellales; Teratosphaeriaceae. The transcript has 2 exons. Gene Ontology annotation, cellular component: nucleolus; nuclear exosome (RNase complex); cytoplasmic exosome (RNase complex). The record is from RefSeq and is a predicted model, not a curated record. The coding region runs from base 1 to 762 and encodes 253 amino acids. Gene Ontology annotation, biological process: poly(A)-dependent snoRNA 3'-end processing; rRNA catabolic process; nuclear mRNA surveillance.
AUGCCCCUCGACUCGAGUACGUACAGUCUCGCAGGACUGCGCGUCGAUGGGCGAAGGUGGAACGAGCUCAGGCGGAUCCACGGGGAAUGUUCCACCCAGAGCGCGUCCGAUGGCAGCUCAUACUUCGAACUGGGCAACACCAAAGUCAUCUGCACCGUCAAUGGGCCUCGCGAAGGCCGGAGAGCGGGCGCGAGGGAUCAGAGCAAUGCUGCCAAUAUCGAGUGCGAGAUCAACGUCGCUGGGUUCAGCGGUGUGGACAGGAAACGGCGAGGCCGAACUGACAAGAGGAUCCAAGAAAUGUGCCACACCAUCUCCUCCGCUUUUACUGGCACCGUCUUCACUCACCUUUUCCCUCACUCAACCAUCACCAUCGUCUUGCAUGUGCUAUCUCAAGACGGCUCACUUCUCGCCGCGUGUCUCAAUGCCACCACGCUCGCCAUCAUCGAUGCUGGAAUCCCCAUGCGAGACUAUGUCGCAGCAUGUACAACCGGCUCUACCGCUUCUUACGCCGCCAACGACGGAGAAGCGGAUCCAUUGCUAGAUCUCAAUGGCCUGGAAGAGCAAGAGCUCCCCUUCCUUACUCUCGGCACGAGUGGUGGAGACGACAAAGUGAACGUGCUCAUCAUGGAGACCAGAGUGCAGAUGGCGCGGCUUGAGGCGAUGAUCUCGGUCGGCCUCGAUGGAUGUAGACAGAUUCGAAGCAUCCUCGACGGUAUUGUCAGGGCGCAUGGCAAGAAAGUACUCGCAUCGAAAGUGAGCUGA